This is a messenger RNA of Chiloscyllium plagiosum (whitespotted bambooshark), 9449 nucleotides long. The record is from RefSeq and is a predicted model, not a curated record. NCBI's taxonomy places the organism in Eukaryota, Metazoa, Chordata, Chondrichthyes, Orectolobiformes, Hemiscylliidae.
CCAAUUGGAAGUUGAUGGAGCUAAACUUGGGGCCAAUCUCGUUUGCUGGACAAAGUGAGUUUCGGAUGUGAGCUGAGGCCAGCUAUGAUUUGCUGAGGGUUUUAUUGUUUCUCUGUGGUGUCAGUGUCAAUGUAUUCGAAAGAAAUCCAUUUCUCUCUCUCCUUAAACAUCGUCACAUGUAAAUAGGGGGGUGGGGGAGGAGGAGAAAUCGAGUGUAACUUCCUCGGAUCUUUUUUUUAAAAAAAAAAUCCUCAUCUCUUCCACCCCCACCCCCCACUUUUUUUUUAAGAAAAAUGUCGAGUGAAGAAGUCUUGUAAAAUCAGUGCCUGCACAGAACAAGAGAGAGGGAGCAGCUUUAACUUUCUCCUGGUCCUGCGGUGUACAGGCAACAGUAUAGAUGUAGCACCUAUACACGCUGUGAGGGACUUGGAAACUUUAAAACACACACACACACACACAACUGUCUUCAGAGGGGGGAAGGAGGAGGAGGUGAACAAUUGGGAGAGAAAGAGAGACCAAAAAAAAAGGAAAUUCAUGUCAUUUGGAGAUGGAACAACGGGACAUCAGGAAGAGGCAGCUGUCAGCCCGAGUGAUUUUAUUUGUGGUAACACUGACAAUUGUCAAAGCAGAGGACCCAGUCGAUGUCUUGCAAAUACUGGACCUCCAGGACACCCUGGAUGGAGUCGUAACAGUCGCGGGAUUUUGCACACAUCGAAAAGGCUCCGAAGAGACAGAUCUUGCACUCCGGUUAGAAAACAAAACUCAUUUUAGCGCCCUGACAACGCAGUUAUUCCCAGAUGGACAUUUUCCAGAGAAUUUCUCCAUCCUAAUGACACUGAAGGCCAAGAAAAUGUCUCAGUUUUUCCUGCUGUCCAUUUACAAUGACCAAGGAAUACAACAGCUCGGGGUAGAGAUUGGGCGAUCUCCUGUCUUCCUUUAUGAGGAUCAAACAGGCAAACCAACCCCUGAGGAAUAUCCCAUCUUCAAAAAAAUUAACCUGGCUGAUGGCAAGUGGCACCGCCUGGCGAUCAGCGUUGAAGGGAAGAAUGUCACGCUGAUCAUUGACUGCAGCCAGCAGAUAUCUGAGCAUCUAGCUCGAAGUGACAAUCCAGAGAUCAGCACCAAUGGAAUCACCGUGUUCGGUACCAGGAUAUUGGAUGAGGAAGUGUUUGAGGGUGAUAUCCAGCAGCUGCUGCUGUCAGCAGACCCGAAAGCAGCUUACAGCUACUGUGAUCGCUACAUCCCCGACUGCGACAGCCUCCUACCAUACGCCCUGCGACUCCCGGACCCCGUCUACGAGGAGGAGACAGCCACCACCCGGCCCCGCCACAAAAAGAGGAGGAAGGGUCGCAAACGCUCUAGAAAGAAGGGCAAGGGCAGAUCAAAGAAAUCGAAAAAAAACCGCAGAAAGAAGAAGAAAGAUCGGGCCGCUCGGCAAAAAAUAGAAACUUUUGGGGUUGGGGAACAGGACAAGGAGCAGCCUCAACUAGAGGAAGCAGAGAAUAAUUACGAUUAUUUCCUUGGUGCGGAAUACUACACUGAUUUGGAAUCGGUCCUCCUCAACUCCUCUGCGAAUGCUGAGGUUGGAGCAGAAAACGUGACCGACCACGAGACCAUGCAAGAGGAACUCAUUGAAGAAUCUGAAGGUCCCUUUACAAGCGAGUAUGGAAUCGGACAUUAUGGUACAGAUAUCAACGAUUACUUCGAUGGAGACUAUGAUGACCGGUGGAAUGAGAGAUAUGGACCAGCUGUACGAGUUGAUAUACAAGAUACCCUGACGCCGAGCCUGAAAGGAGAGAAGGGGGAGAAGGGAGCGCCUGCAGUCAUUGAGCCUGGAAUGUUGCUGCCUGGACCUGCAGGACCCCAGGGACCUCAGGGUCUUCCAGGAACUCCAGGGCUGAAGGGUGUGCGUGGACAGCCUGGUAACCCAGGGCAACCGGGUCCACCUGGACGCCCUGGUCUCCCCGGAGUUGAUGGAAUACAGGGCCCUCCUGGGACCAUGCUGAUGUUGCCGUUCCAGUUUGGAGGCGAUGGUGUGAAGGGACCAGUUGUUUCACCCCAGGAAUAUCAGGCACAGUCCAUCCUUCAACAAGCAAGGCUUGCGAUGAAGGGCCCACCCGGUUCGAUAGGACUGACAGGCAGAUCUGGCCCGAUGGGUCUCCCUGGUAAUGAAGGUCAGAAAGGAGACGCUGGUGAGAUGGGGCCACAGGGACCUCCAGGCAUUCCAGGACCUCUGGGACCAACAGGAAGAUCCGGACGAAGGGGACGUCCUGGGGUGAAUGGAAUCCGUGGUUUACCAGGAGAGCCAGGAGUAAAGGGCAACAGAGGAUUUGACGGGCUCCCCGGACUGCCUGGAAAUAAAGGCGACAGGGGGAACUUUGGUCCAAAGGGACCACUCGGCCCAAUUGGAGAGAAUGGAGUACGGGGUGGCGACGGAUCAGUGGGACCGAGAGGCUUACCUGGUGAACCGGGACCACGAGGACUGCCAGGCCCGAGGGGACACGUUGGCAUGCCCGGACAGCAGGGAAUAACAGGUGCUGAUGGUCAUCCAGGUCAGAAAGGAAACUUGGGUCCUCAAGGUGAACCUGGACCUCCAGGACAGCAAGGCAAUCCAGGAGCUCAGGGUUUCCCAGGACCCCAAGGCCCCAUUGGACUUCCCGGGGAGAAGGGACCUCCAGGCAAGCAAGGUCUACCUGGUCUGAUUGGAGCAGAUGGCCCUCCGGGUCACCCUGGUCGAGAGGGUCCUGCAGGUGAUAAGGGGAAUGCGGGUCCUGCAGGUGCACAGGGUCCAGUCGGAUAUCCUGGGGUUCGAGGUGUCAAGGGUGCUGAUGGAGUCAGAGGACUGAAGGGACACAAGGGGGAGAAGGGCGAAGAUGGAUUCCCUGGUUAUAAAGGUGACAUGGGAGCGAAAGGGGACAGGGGUGAAGUUGGUUUAUUGGGCCAUCGGGGUGAAGAUGGUCUAGAAGGAAUCAAGGGUCAGAUGGGUCCGAUUGGCGAGGCCGGUCCCAAUGGGCCAUCUGGUGAAAAGGGAGCUCUCGGUGUUCCUGGCCUACCUGGGUACCCAGGAAGAAAAGGUCCAAAGGGUUCCACAGGAUUCGCAGGACCUCCGGGUCUGAGUGGAGAGAAAGGCAGAAGGGGUAGAGCCGGGCCGCCUGGAGUCCGUGGACAGCGAGGACCCACUGGUGAGCGAGGUGAGAGAGGGCACAGAGGAUCCCCUGGCAAGUCUGGCCCAAAGGGAAAUGCUGGCAACGAUGGCCCACAAGGCGCCCCAGGGGAGAAGGGACCACAAGGACCUCAAGGACCCAGUGGAUUCCCAGGACCCAAAGGACCCCCGGGUCCCCCUGGAAAGGACGGGAUCCCCGGCCAUCCCGGGCAACGUGGCGAGCCUGGUUUCCAAGGCAAGACGGGACCCCCUGGCCCCCCGGGAGUUGUGGGACCCCAGGGUUCGGCUGGUGACAGUGGGCCAAUGGGGGAGAGGGGACACCCUGGAGCUCCUGGACCUCCAGGUGAACAGGGUAUCCCAGGCACCGCGGGGAAGGAAGGGGGAAAGGGAGACCCCGGUCCUUUUGGAUCUCCUGGGAAACCUGGUCCUGACGGAUUACGGGGAUUCGCCGGUGCCCGGGGACUGCCAGGUGCUACGGGGCCUCCAGGACUGAAAGGAGCAGAAGGACCAAUGGGUACACCUGGACCGACGGGGUCCACAGGCGAACGUGGGCCGAAUGGUCCAGCUGGUGCUAUCGGCCUCCCUGGUCGACCCGGUAGUCCAGGGCCCCCAGGCCCUAUUGGAGAGAAAGGAGCCCCUGGCGACAAAGGCCUUCCAGGUCCUGCAGGUGAUGACGGUGUCCAAGGUCCCCUGGGUUUACCAGGUCCGACUGGUUCUCAAGGCCCGCCGGGAGAUUAUGGCGACAAGAAAGAAUCCAUUAUUUUUGAAAUGGCUGUUCCAUGGCCUGGUUUGACAAUUGAAAACAUAGCCAAAACAGGGAGCCCAGCCGAGGAGGGUCCCCCAGGACCCAUAGGAAUACAAGGUCCAAUUGGACACCCUGGUCCCAUUGGUUCUGACGGUGCCCCAGGUCCGAGAGGCUAUCAGGGAAUGCGCGGGCAGAAGGGUGACGAUGGAAUCCGUGGUUUGCCGGGCUCCGCUGGACCAGCUGGACUUCAGGGUCUGCCUGGUCCUCCUGGAGACAAAGGGGAAAGUGGAGACGUCGGGCCAAUGGGUCCACCCGGUCCUUCAGGAGUAAGAGGAGCUCCAGGCGCCAAUGGUGCCUCUGGUCCUUCAGGACGCCCAGGUGGUAUGGGCUCUCCAGGAUCAGUGGGUGAAAAGGGAGAGACAGGAGAAGCUGGAGACCCAGGCACACCGGGAGAACCAGGUAUCGCUGGUCCUAAAGGUGAAAUUGGUGAGAAAGGGGACACAGGUCCGUCGGGUACAGCAGGACCUGCAGGGGUCAAAGGUCCUCCAGGUGAAGAUGGUGCUAAAGGUGGUGUGGGUCCGGCUGGUUUUCCAGGUGAUCCCGGUCCAACAGGCGAGCCAGGUAUUCCGGGAAUAGAUGGUGUAGUUGGUGAAAAAGGCAGUCUUGGAGACCCCGGCAUGAUGGGUCCACGUGGUGCAUCUGGUGAGCCGGGCCCUCAGGGAUUGCCGGGAAAGAGAGGACCACCUGGACCUCCAGGGUCAGAGGGGCGAGAGGGUCUCAAAGGUGAAAAGGGCUCUCUGGGACAGGAAGGCCCAGUGGGCAGGACUGGGCCUAUAGGCCCACAAGGGUCACCAGGCAACAUAGGACCUGAAGGCCUCAGAGGGAUACCUGGCCCUGCAGGAGAACAAGGCCUCCAUGGACCCCCUGGCCAGGCUGGACCCCCAGGCCCAAUGGGUCCUCCUGGCAUGCCUGGUCUCCGGGGUGUUCAAGGAUUAAAAGGUGACAAGGGGCACAUUGGAUUAAUCGGUUUAAUAGGGCCUCCUGGUGAGAUGGGUGAGAAGGGAGAUCGUGGCCUUCCAGGAAUCCAAGGGGUACAAGGCACCAAGGGGGAUGUGGGUCUUGCAGGUUUGAGUGGUCCCAUAGGCCCGCCUGGAUCUCCUGGUUUACCAGGUCAACAGGGUUCAAAAGGUUCGAAGGGUUCUGAAGGACCAAUGGGAUUCAAAGGUGACACAGGACCCCCAGGCCUCCCUGGUCCACCUGGUCCACCAGCUGAGAUAAUACAGCCGCUGCCGAUAUACAGGUCAAAGACAAGAAGGCAUGUUGAGACUGAGCAAGCCGACAAUGCCGGGGGGAGUCCCCUUGACUACACAGAAGGGAUGGAGGAGGUCUUCGGCGCCCUAUCGUCACUGAAAGAUGAGGUGGAGCAGAUGAGGCGUCCAGUGGGGACGCAGAGUAACCCUGGCCGAACUUGUAAGGAGCUCCAACUCUGUCAUCCACACUUCAAGGACGGCGAUUACUGGAUUGACCCCAAUCAAGGCUGUUCUAAGGAUUCCUUUAAGGUCUUCUGUAAUUUCACCGCAGGUGGAGAAACCUGUAUUUUCCCCGACAAGAAGACUGAAGGGGUUAAAGUUGCAUCUUGGCAUAGGGACAAACCUGGAACCUGGUACAGCAAUUUCAAACGAGGCAAGCAGCUCAUGUACACUGACUCCGAUGGAAAUCCAGUCCACGUGGUCCAGAUGACCUUCCUGCGGCUUCUGAGUGCCAUAGCCCGGCAGAGGUUCAUCUACAAUUGCCAGCAGUCCAUAGGCUGGUAUGACGCUGCUGCAAAGAGCUACGAGAGAGCAGUGCGCUUCCGAGGGGCUAAUGACGAGGAGCUGUCACAGUCCAAGACCCCGUAUAUCAAUGCCAUCUAUGACGGCUGCAAACUGAGGAAGGGCUCUGACCACACUGUGCUGGAGAUUGAAUCGCCGCGUGUUGUUGACCUGCCCAUCAAAGAUGUCGCUGUGACUGACUUUGGAGAGCAUCAGCAGAAGUUUGGUUUUGAGGUUGGCCCUGUUUGUUUCAACAGCUAAACCUCAGAACCGCGUGCCACACUAUUUUCUCUCUCUCUCUCUCUCAUGUUUUUCUUUGCAAAAUGCACAUUUUUUUUGUAUUCUCUCUCUUGUCUCUAUUAAUCAUGCUGCAGAUGUUUUUUUUUAUUGUGUGAGAAUAACAAUAAAAUAAUUCCUGCCCUUGUGGGGCCAAAGUCUUAUGACCUUUUGAAGAGGCCAAGUCAGUGGUGGUUAUCUCUGGGUCAUUAUAAAUUCCACAAUUGUUUUGCCCCCGACAGUAGAUAACUGGAGAGUCUUCUUCCGAGUAAUUCCCGAUUGCUGGAGAGGACUAGUGCGCCAAAACACCUCCCUCCAAGAGGUGUCUUUUCUCCAGUAAGAUUCAACCUAGGACCUAGUUCCUCUGUCUCCUAACACACAGGCAUUUGCAAGUGCAGUGUUGAGCCAGGAGAUGACGUUAAGGAUUUGGAGCUGGUCCCUUGACACUGGUGGGCUCACACUGUUACCUUGGUAAUGAAACUGAGAAAGCCAAAUAUGAAGCUCUAACUAACACUGCGCAGGCUUCAGGCAGACGUUUUCCUGUGACCCCAUUGUAGCAAUGAAUUAAAAAUGCCCUUAAAUCAUGUAGAUUGAUCCUCUGUCAGCUAGUCUUUUUUUUGGAAGAGAAAACUCUCAAACUACGUUUUGACUGCAGUAAAGUUGCCUUAACCCCCUUCACCUCUUGGAUUCAGGGUCCACAAUGAAAUCUUUAGCACAACUCCUAUGUGUAACUGGGUGCUAGAUGUGCAUGGUAAUUAGCACAAGGCUCCACCCUGCUGCACAGAGAUUGACUGCACUCUGGUGUGUCCCUGCUUGCAACAGGAAACUUCUAGCAUCCAUUCAUGUGGAAAUACAGUGAGUCUGCAACCCAGGUACAGGCCAUUCCAUCUAUCAAAUAGUCUGUGCUAGCAUAUGCACUCCAUUUAUGUGGAAAUACAGUGAGUCUGCAACCCAGAAACAGGCCACUCGGUCCAUCAAAUGGUCGAUGCUGGCAUAUGUGGUCCACUUCAGUCUCCUACCUGCCAUAGCCCAACCCCCUCCCUUACACACACACCCACCCCCACUCCAUCCAAACCUCUUCGCUUCAUAAAAAGCCCUUUCCUUCAGGCAUUGGCAGUGGGUAAUUGUACUCGAGAUGAAAUGGGAUGGAAUAUUCAAUCCCCGGCUGCUUUGAGUCAGUUUGUGGAUCUACCUGUGUGUGAACAUGGGCUCCAUUUCACCCCAGCCGGCUAUAACUGCCCAUCUCGACCAACAGCAAAUCCCUCUACCUGCUGAGAAUGCUGUUCUGUCUUGGAAACUGGGCAGCCACUGUCUAAAUUUUAGAUUUUGACUCCUUCUGAGCCUUCCAAAGCUGACUCAUUGAUUCCACCGAAUAUUUUGUUUUCAGGCUGCCAUGUGAUUUAACACACGACAAAUCUUGUUCUUGCAAUAUGGAGUUGACUGGGGUUUGCAAAAUUGCAUCAGAGUUACUCCCAAGGGCAAAGUGACUAACUAUAGGUCAAUAUUAAACAAGAGGUGGAGUAAUUCCUUGUAAAAUUUCAACUCUGACUAAACAGCCAUCUUUUUGCAUUAAAGAAUCAAUUACUGAAUAACGUUGAUUAUAUUUUCGAUGGAGUUUGUGACAAUCCGGAACACCAUUUGGAUUCCAAUUUGGAAUUUGGAUGUUUCUUUGUGCCUUGUUCCUAUCAUCCCUCCAUUCAAACUGCCUCCUGUGUAAGUUAGUGGCAAAAGAAUCACAGGAGAGUUGAAGAGUUUUUUGUUAACAGAGUGAGUUGAGUUUUGGAACACACUUGGAGAGGCCAUGGGCCAGUGGUACAUCCUGUCAAUAGAAAGCAGUUCAAAUCCAACCCUGCAAUUGUCACUCCAGUCUCCUCUGACCCGUAGGAGUGGUGUUGGUCCAGUAGUAUUAUCACUGGACUAUUAGUCCUGGGGAUCUGGGUUCAAAUCCCGCUAGGGCAGGUAGUGGAAUCUGAAUUUGAUUUUUAAAAAAACUGAAAUUAAGGGUCAGACUGCAACCAGAAAUUGAUUGUCAGUGGAACCCUAAUGUCCUUUAGGGAAGGAAACUGCCCUACAUAUGACUCCAGACCCAGAGUAAAAUGGUUGACUUUUAACCGCCCUCUGGUGGUCAGCGACACUCUCAUCCCAUGAAUGAAUAAAUAAAGGCAAAAAAAACACUUCCUCGAAAAGGAUAUGGAGACAUGGUCAAUAGUCACUUCCGAUACGGAAUCGGGUAACCAUUUGAGGGAGGGAAAAGAGCUGGGGUGGUGAAAAGGGCAUGAGGAGAGUGUGAGACUAAUCGGAUCGCUUCUCCAAAGACCCAGCCCAGCCACAGUGAGCUGAACGGCCCCCUUCACUGAAUGGAAAGAACCCCAGGGCAAAAUAGCCCUUGUCUGGACAGAGUUCCCAUGCACGGUGCAGCAUGGUGGCUUAGUGGUUAGCACUGCUGCCUCGCAGCGCCAGGGACCCGGGUUCAAUUCCCAUCUUGGGCAACUGUCUGUGUGGAGUUUGCACGUUCUCCCUAUGUCUGCGUGGGUUUCUUCUGAAUGCUCUGGUCUCCUCCCACCGUCCAAAAAUGUACGGGUUAGGUGAAUUGGCCAUGCUAACAUUGCCCAUGGUCUUAGAUGCAUUAGUCGGAGGUUAAUGUAGGGGAAUGAGUCUUGGUGGGUUGCUCUUCGGAAGGUCGGUGUGGACUUGUUGGGCCGAAGGGCCUGUUUCCACACUGUAGGGAAUCCAAUCUAAUCUAAAUCUGAUCAACAUUGCAUCCAGAGGCAUAUCCUGUAAAAGUAAAGGCAAAGGUAUCACUGCUUAAAACCGUUGACCCAAUGGUGACCACCAAUUAUUGUAAAUGACUAAGUCUGCUCUGGUGGGAGCUCCAGUUUCCUUCCACAGUCCAAAGAUGUGCAGGUUAGGUGGAUGGGCUGUGCUAGAUCAUCCCACAGCAUGCAGAGAUGUGCAGGCUAGGUGGAUGGGCUGAGCUAGAUCGUCCCACAGCAUGCAGAGAUGUGCAGGCUAGGUGGAUGGGCUGUGCUAGAUCGUACCACAGCAUGCAGAGAUGUGCAGGCUAGGUGGAUGGGCUGUGCUAGAUCGUCCCACAGCAUGCAGAGAUGUGCAGGCUAGGUGGGUUAACCAUGGGGAACACGGUGAUAGGGGGAUAGGCUUGGGGGCUGGGUCUCGGCGUGAUGCUCUUCAGAGGGCAGGUGCAGACCCGAUGGGUCGAAUGCCCUCUUUCCGCACAUCUACAAAAUGGCUACUCAACCCCAACCUGUACUCUGUUCCUAUUGACAUACCUGAGGGAAGUCAGAAGGUGGUUGACGUGGGAAUUGAGAGAAUCAGAUCAGAACCCUUGGCGAUUUGAAGGUGUGGGCUUUUGGAGGGAUUCAAGACAUGGGCAAGUUUUUUGAUGAUGCCUGAUGAAUGAUUGGCAGUUUCCCUUGAGGUUUCUAGGGUGGGGUGG